AUGAAGCUGGGCAAGUGGUCCGUUCUUCUUCUGGUCGGCUGCACAGCUGCAAUUGACAUCCCUCGCAAGCCCUUCCCUCCCACGGGAAGCGGCCAUAAACGGCUGACCUUUAACGAAACGGUCGUCAAGCCGGUCAUUGCUCCCUCGUCUACCGCUGUGGAAUGGAUCUCCACCGCCGAGGACGGGGACUAUGUCUUCCAGGAUAGCGAUGGCAGCCUGAAGAUCCAGAGCAUCGUGACCAACCACACCCAGACCCUCGUCCCGGCUGACAAGGUGCCCGACGACGCAUACAGCUACUGGAUCCACCCCAACCUCUCCUCCGUCCUCUGGGCGACCAACUACACCAAGCAGUACCGCUACUCGUACUUUGCCAGCUACUACAUCCAGGACCUGCAGUCGUUCAAGCUGGCCCCGCUCGCGUCGAACCAAGCCGGUGACAUCCAGUAUGCAAACUGGAGUCCCACUGGCGAUGCCAUCGCAUUCGUCCGCGCGAACAACGUCUACGUCUGGACUGCCAAGUCGACGACCCAGAUCACCACGGACGGCAGCGCAGAUCUCUUCAAUGGUGUCCCCGACUGGAUCUACGAAGAGGAAAUCCUGGGCGAUCGCCAUGCGCUGUGGUUCUCGCCCGACGCGGAGUACCUCGCCUUCCUGCGGUUCAACGAGACCGGCGUCCCGACCUUCAGAGUGCCAUAUUACAUGGACAACGAAGAGGUGGCGCCGCCGUAUCCGCGCGAGCUGGAACUGCGGUAUCCCAAGGUGUCGCAGACGAAUCCAACGGUGGAGGUGCGCCUGCUGAGCCGAGCCACCGGAGAGGUGUCUUCCGUUUCGAUCAAGGCGUUCAAUGCCACUGACUUGGUUAUUGGAGAGGUAGCCUGGCUGACCGAGACACAUUCCCAGGUGGCUGUCAAGGCGUUCAACCGGGUUCAGGACCAACAGAAGGUGGUCACGGUCGACGUGCUCUCUCUCAAGACCAAAACAAUUAGCGAGCGGGAUGGUACGGAUGGCUGGUUGGAUAAUGCGCUCUCCAUCACGUAUAUCGGCCAGAUCGGCGACUCCAAGGCGGAAUACUACAUCGACAUCUCGGACGAGUCCGGCUGGGCACACCUAUGGUUGUUCCCCGUCGCUGGAGGGAGGCCUAUGGCCCUGACGAAAGGCGAAUGGGAAGUCACUGCGAUCCUCAGCAUCGACAAGCAGCGCCAGCUCGUGUAUUAUUUAUCAACGCAGCACCACAGCACUGAGCGCCAUGUGUACUCGGUCUCGUGGAAGACUUUCACGGCCACCCCUUUGGUCGACGACACCGUCGCGGCCGUCUGGUCUGCCUCCUUCUCGUCCCAGGGAGGAUACUACAUCCUCUCCUACCGUGGACCGGACGUGCCCUACCAGGAGCUCUAUGCCAUCAACUCCACCAAACCCCUGUGCACCAUCACCAGCAAUGCCGCCGUGUAUGACGUGCUCAAGCAAUACACCCUCCCCAAAAUCAGCUACUUCGAGCUCCGUCUCCCCUCCGGCGAGACCCUCAACGUCAUGCAGCGACUCCCCGUAAGCUUCUCGCCGAGGAAGAAGUAUCCCAUUCUCUUUACACCCUACGGCGGACCCGGUGCCCAGGAAGUCUCCAAGGCCUGGCAGUCGCAGACCUUCAAGUCAUACAUCGCCUCCGACCCGGAGUUGGAGUUCGUCACUUGGACCGUCGAUAACCGCGGUACCGGCUACAAGGGCCGACGCUUCCGCGGACAGGUCGCGAAGCAGCUCGGCCGCCUGGAAGCGCAAGACCAGGUCUGGGCGGCGCAGCAGGCCGCCAAACUCCCCUUCAUCGACGCUGAGCAUAUCGCCAUCUGGGGCUGGAGCUACGGUGGUUACCUGACGGGUAAAGUCAUCGAGACCGACAGCGGUGUCUUCUCGCUGGGUGUGCUGACGGCGCCGGUGUCGGACUGGCGGUUCUAUGAUUCCAUGUACACGGAGCGGUACAUGAAGACUCUGCAGGAAAAUGCGAACGGGUACAAUGCUAGCGCAAUCUGGGAUGUAGCCGGUUACAAGAACGUCCGUGGAGGGGUCUUGAUUCAGCAUGGCACGGGAGACGACAACGUGCACUUCCAGAAUGCGGCGGCGCUGGUGGAUCGGUUGGUAGGUGAGGGCGUAUCACCGGAUAAGCUGCAGGUGCAGUGGUUCACGGACUCUGACCAUGGCAUCCGGUACCAUGGAGGAAGCGUGUUCUUAUACCGACAGCUGGCGAAGCGAUUGUAUGAGGAGAAGCAUCGCAAGAAGAGCGAGGGACAUCAGUGGAGCAAACGUUCCCUUGAAUUUUAA
This is a messenger RNA of Aspergillus clavatus NRRL 1, 2307 nucleotides long. It is a transcript of the gene dppIV, whose product is annotated as prolyl dipeptidyl peptidase DppIV. The transcript has 2 exons. Bases 1 to 2307 code for a protein of 768 amino acids. The record is from RefSeq and is a predicted model, not a curated record. Gene Ontology annotation, molecular function: dipeptidyl-peptidase activity; serine-type peptidase activity. Gene Ontology annotation, biological process: proteolysis. Lineage: Eukaryota; Fungi; Ascomycota; Eurotiomycetes; Eurotiales; Aspergillaceae.